Agrilus planipennis (emerald ash borer) is the source of this 1660-nucleotide messenger RNA. Its product is annotated as protein arginine methyltransferase NDUFAF7, mitochondrial. NCBI's taxonomy places the organism in Eukaryota, Metazoa, Arthropoda, Insecta, Coleoptera, Buprestidae. Gene Ontology annotation, biological process: mitochondrial respiratory chain complex I assembly. Gene Ontology annotation, molecular function: protein-arginine omega-N symmetric methyltransferase activity. Gene Ontology annotation, cellular component: mitochondrion. The transcript has 3 exons. The record is from RefSeq and is a predicted model, not a curated record. The coding region runs from base 271 to 1524 and encodes 417 amino acids.
UCAUUAUUCCGUCGAACAUAUUUUUGUGUCCCGGCUAUGUUCCGGCCUAUUAUUUAUGGUUCCGGCAUUAAAAGUAAAUAUUAAACAAAAAUAUGAUAUGACGGUAGGUUAAUGUGGCGGUGUUGAAUAGAUUGACUGGUGUAAUUAGAUUGUUAACAAUGUUAUGUGCUAUAUAGAUCAGUUAUUAAUAUUUAUUUAGAAAAGUUGAUGUUUUAAGCCAGGUUAAUUCAAUGAAGAAGGAUAUAUUUUAAUUACAUAUAGUUUUAUGCAAUGUUACGUUCGAUCCAAGUGCCGUUAUAUUUAAGACGUUUGGAGUUUGUAAGAUUAUAUUAUACUGUGCGUUCAUCAUCUGACAAUUUAUCAAAAGUGCAAAACGAUGAAAUUUCAAAGCAUAUUUCACAAAGAAUAAAAAUAGCAGGACCUAUGACAAUAGCUGAAUAUAUGAAAGUAGUAUUAACUAAUCCCAAUGGGGGAUAUUAUAUGCAUCGAGAUAUGUUUGGUGAGGAAGGCGAUUUCGUUACAUCACCAGAGUUGGGUCAACUUUUUGGAGAAAUGAUUGCUAUAUGGUUUUUAAAUGAAUGGUCAAAACUAGGUUCUCCUAAACAUUUACAGAUUAUUGAAUUAGGGCCAGGUCGAGGGACACUGUGCCAGGAUAUGCUGAGAGUAUUUCAACACUUUCGCGUGCUAGAUACUGCAAGUGUUCAUUUACUAGAAGUAAGUCCUCUUUUAAGUAAUUUACAAGCAAAAAGGCUGUGCAUGACUUCUCAUUAUGAUGAAAAUGCUGUGGUAUACAGAAAAGGUACAAGCCAUCAAGGUGUUCCUAUUUCAUGGUAUAGAAGGUUUGCUGAUAUACCAAAAGGAUUUAGUAUUGUGAUAGCUCAUGAAUUUUUUGAUGCAUUACCAAUUCAUAAACUUCAAAAAACAGAAAAUGGAUAUAGGGAAGUACUGGUAGAUGUAGAUCCAAGUGAUGAAACAAAAUUAAGAUUCAUUAUUGCAAGGGAAGAAACACCUGUUGUGAAACUGUUUGUUAAUUCUGAUGAAAAUAGAAAUCAUCUUGAAAUAUCGCCCGAAAGUGUCGCACUUAUAAAUCUUAUUUCUCAAAGAAUUGAAUAUGAUGGAGGGAUUGCCUUAAUAGCUGAUUAUGGGCAUAACGGCGAAUCAAAAGAUAGUUUUAGAGCAUUCAAGAAGCACCAUCUUCAUCAUCCUUUGGUAGAUCCUGGCUCUGCUGAUUUAACGGCAGAUGUAGAUUUUUUGUGUUUGAAAAAGGAAGCCCUGAAAAGUGGUGGAAUUUUGGCAUAUGGUCCAGUAAGUCAACGAAAUUUUUUGCUUCAAAUGGGCAUUAAAUACAGGCUUGAAAAACUGGAAGAGAGUUGCUCAGAGGAGCAAAAGAAAGGUCUCUUAUAUGGGUUUAAUAUGAUGACCGAUACUGACAAAAUGGGGCUUAGAUUUAAAUUUCUAAGUCUAUUUCCUGCAACCGUAGAAAAAAUUCUAAAUAAAUAUCCUCCAAUCGGAUUCGGCGAAUAAAAAGGGGAAAAUGUGAUGAAAUAUUCAUUGUUUAUAUGUACAUACAAGAAUAUAUAUUAUUCAUUGGAAAUGAACUGUCACGAAGUAAUAGUAAAAGAUCGACUGUAUUUUGAAAGAAUAAAAAAUGACCAAGUUG